This is a messenger RNA of Bolinopsis microptera, 552 nucleotides long. RefSeq names its product centrosomal protein of 290 kDa-like. The record is from RefSeq and is a predicted model, not a curated record. The transcript has 2 exons. The annotation marks the transcript as partial. NCBI's taxonomy places the organism in Eukaryota, Metazoa, Ctenophora, Tentaculata, Lobata, Bolinopsidae.
UCAGGAGAAACACUCCACAAAACUACUUCACACUCACUCUCUUCUAGUCAGGUUAGUACUCAGGAGAAACACUCCACAAAACUACUUCACACUCACUCUCUUCUAGUCAGGAAAUACGAGAAAGAACUAGCGACCAACACAGAAAACUCCGAGAAGAUCUCCAACCUCAAGAUUUCAAACUCAAAACUAGAAACUGAGCUCCGUACCGCCCGAGAAAAGCUCCACAAAACUUCCGUUGCCUUAGAAAAAUACAAGCAACAAACCGAGAAAAAGCUCCAAAACGACAAAGAAGAUAUCUUUAAAACAACAGCAGAAAGAGACUCAAUCCGUUACGAAUACGACAAGCUAAAAUCAGAAAUGAGAGGGAUAGACAAGAAUUUUUUUGACGAGAUAGAAGAUUUAAAGUAUGCUCUGCAGGAAUCCGCAAAGUUGAACAAAAUUUAUGAGAAGACGUUACAGAGUGUAUGUAAGAAAACAAAGGUUGAUUAUCAGGAGGCCUUGUUGAAUGUGGUCUCGAAAUGUAGAACAUCUGGUAUUGACAAGGGGUCUUGA